Messenger RNA from Rhipicephalus microplus (southern cattle tick), 3503 nucleotides. RefSeq names its product aquaporin-7. Gene Ontology annotation, cellular component: plasma membrane; basolateral plasma membrane. The record is from RefSeq and is a predicted model, not a curated record. Gene Ontology annotation, biological process: water transport; glycerol transmembrane transport. Lineage: Eukaryota; Metazoa; Arthropoda; Arachnida; Ixodida; Ixodidae. Gene Ontology annotation, molecular function: water channel activity; glycerol channel activity.
GACGACGCCGGCAAAUCUAGAUUACACCUCUCGCGCAGCUCGCGAAGGCUCUCGCGUCGCGUACAGGCGACGACAGUGUCAGUCUUCGUUAUCUCACCUACAUCUUAUUUUUUUUUGUCUUUCUUUCUCGUUUUGCUCUCCUCGUGUUCGCAACGACGAAGAACGUCGCAUUAAUUUUAUUCGCGCUUCAAGGUGUAAGAGAGAGGAGGGGCCGUUACUUCGGUCGCCGUGCCUGGAAACAUCUCUCCUAACACGCACAGGAGAACGACAGUUCCUUAGUAUCGCUAUACUUUUUUUGGGGGGCAAAUUUCCCGGCCUGCUGCAAACGGGUUACCCUGCAUUUGUGAAGUGCGCGAGUACCCACGAUGUUGGACAGUGUGAAGAUCAAGAACGCCCUCGUGCGUGAAGUGAUCGCUGAACUCCUGGGAACGUUCGUACUUGUGUUGUUCGGCAACACAGUGCUGGCGAUAGUGACUUUUGACCGGCCUCCAAAUUUGGGCUACGCUGCUGCCUUCUGGGGAUGGGCGCUGGCGCUGACGCUUGGUGUGCUGGUCGCCGGUGGAGUAUCCGGAGCGCACCUGAACCCCGCCAUCACGGUCGCCGUGACCACGGUGGGCAAGUUCCCGUGGCGGAAGAUCGUGCCGUACAUGGUGGCACAGUACAUCGGGGCAUUCCUCGCCUCCGUUAUACUGUUCAUCACUUAUCGCGGUGCACUGGACAACUACGACGGUGGAGUACGGGCUGUGACGGGAGCAAAUGCUACCGCGGGAAUAUUCGCCUCCUAUCCUCAAGAAUUCGUCAGCACUGGCAAUGGCCUUGUUGACCAGAUCGUGGGCACCGCGCUGUUGGUGCUCGCCAUCCUGGCCAUCACGGACUCGCGAAACAUGGCGGUGCCACAGGGCGUCCAGCCGCUGUUCAUCGGCCUCGCUUUGGGUGCGAUCAUUCUCUGCUUCGGCUACAACUGCGGUGCACCUCUGAACCCCGCGAGAGACCUGGGACCCAGAGUCUUCACUGCCAUGGCCGGAUGGGGAGUUGAGGUAUUCAGCUACCGGGACUACAACUGGUUCUGGGUGCCCAUCGUGGGCCCACACAUUGGCGCCAUUGUUGGAGCCUGGUUGUACACACUGGCCGUGGAGCUUCACUGGCCCGGAUCGAGCUACGACAUGGACAGCGGUAACGCGGUAUCUGCCAAGGACGAUGGUAUCGGACAAGACAGUGUUCGAAUGUGAAAUUGAAAACGUCAUCCAAAUGAGAGGAAUCAAACCAUGCGAUUUGAAGAAUUGAACAUGGAGCAAGAAAGAAAAAAACAUGAAACGGGGUCACGAGAAACACGUGUUGUUAGAUACCGGGGAAAAAAUCGUCGCAUCCCCCACAUUCACAUAGGACACACUGCACACAACUACAGUCCCACCACGUGGACCGCAACGAUCGAUGUAUCCGAUGCGCGGCAAGGCGUCUCCAAGGAGUCGUAUACAUCUCAUCACAAAAGUACGGCUUAGGCCUGCAUCCAUCAUCCGGCUGGAGUGGGAUAUAAAACAACGAAUCGCUGGACUACUGAACAUCUGGACUUGAUCUUGCGGCGCAAUUGCACUUCCAAGCCCUUCAACGCGGUUCCGAGUGUUUUCUUGAAAACACGAGUCCAUUUUUUUUUCUUUCCCACAGCACCACAAAUCUAUGUGCAGUUUUCUGCCACUGUUUGCUGCACACAACUUUUAUCUCACUUAGCAGCUACGCACUCGCGAAGGCAUGUACCAAACGAAAGGUAUCGCAGACCUGUGCAUAUUUGAUCACUAGUAGCAUACAUCGACGUUGUGGGCCAUUUUCUUUCUUCUUCAAUUGUGAAGUGGCUUUUGUGCUCGCAUUUUUUUUUCUAUUUGUUCUGCGAGGAAACAGAAGUGGUGCGUUAGGGAUGACUAGCAAUAAAAUAAAUUGCUCAUUCUCAACGCUUGAAUGGAGAGAGAGAGAGCGAGAGAAAAAAAUAAAUUAAGAGAAAGGCUGGGAGGUCAACCAGGAUUGUAGCAUCCGGUUUGCUACCCUUCACUAAGCAGAGGUGUGAGCAAGAUCAAGCAUAAAGCGGAGACAAAAAGUAGGCGGGUUAUAUGAUGGAGCCAUCUGGGCUCAUAAUCACGAAAACAUCUUACGCUAAAAACUUUCCUAAUAUUUCAGCCAAUCAUGACGCGGGACGUAGCUUUAGUGAAGCCGGCUAUCCAAUAGGAAAAUGCACCUACGAAAGCGACGUUUUGUCGAUUCAGCCUCUAACGUAAUAAGCGUUUUGCCGAACACGACUGGAACCCCUUUGAAAAUGUGAACAUAAUUUGCAAAGAGCACGUGAAGUGUAAUUUUAUUUUAAUAAAUGUGGAUUUUGUUUGUUUUUACGAGUAACUAGUUUUGCGGUACGAGCGUAAAUAUCGCAACCCUAAAAGCUUGCCAAAGAUGUGUGGUCCCUCUCGCUGCUGCGAUGUUUAGCGAUUUCACCGCCCUUAACGCAAACGACGAUCGAAGAGAAAGUAAAUAAAGAAUAAACUUUCAUGCUGCUCGCCUUUUCAUAUACAUACCAUACCUCAUUUUGUUCAUUUUACCAAUGAGUAUUUUUUCCCAUCCGUUUGUUCAUUGAAUUAUGUGUAUAGAUAUUGUUUCUUCUGUUUCAACAUGUUAUUUUUUGGUUUUCUUGAAAGCUUUACUGACAUCUCUCUCUUUAGAGAUUAUAUGCUGGUUAUACCAUUCGCUUUCGAUUGAUUUAUAGUGACUCACUACCUUUCGAGGGAAAAAAAAAACGUUCUUCACGAAUACGAACACUUCGUUAGAAAUUACGCAAUUCUUUGGCUGCAUUAUCAUUACUAAAAUUGUACAACGUUCCUGACAAAUAAACAGAUGAAUAAAACUAAAAACAUUUUUUAGGCGUCCAUUGGUGAAUUUCGAGUAACGUACUCGCCUGCCAACUCAUGAAUGGUCUGUGUUUUUUUGGUUUUUUUUUUUUUUGCAGAUACUUGCGUAAGCCACUCAAUGCUUACAUCCUCUUACUGUGCCGCCUUAUAUUGUUAUUUAAAUCACAUUUGUGACACAUUUGUGACACAUUUGUGACACAUUUGUAUCUUAUGGGCUUUGAGUACAGACCCCACAACAGCACUAUUUGUAUCCACGCUGUGUUGAUGUAAUGAAAAGAUAAAGAAAAACAUUGCUUUAAUUAGUGAAAGAGUGAGUUGUUGCAAUGUCUUGUUUAAUUUUUUUAGAACUUGCACGUUUGUAAUAUGCGCAAACGCAAGUGUUAUUCCACGCAGCACCUUAUAUUUAUCUAACACUGUGUUGAAAAAAAAAAUAAAAUUGGCAGAACGAAGUGUGCGCCUAUAUUUACCUGUAUUUGCGCUAUGUGGAUUGUUCUGACUGUUGUUGUUGUUGUCACUUGGAUUUCUGUCACAUCUCGUUUAUCGUGUAUUCGAACGAGUGGUAUUGCAUUGUCUUCAUGGCAUCCUGAAAUAAACACUACGUUGUAGUCUGUUAAUUAG